Messenger RNA from Aspergillus heteromorphus CBS 117.55, 1893 nucleotides. Its product is annotated as ankyrin repeat domain-containing protein. Gene Ontology annotation, cellular component: nucleus; cytoplasm. Bases 85 to 1746 code for a protein of 553 amino acids. The record is from RefSeq and is a predicted model, not a curated record. Gene Ontology annotation, molecular function: protein binding. The transcript has 2 exons. Lineage: Eukaryota; Fungi; Ascomycota; Eurotiomycetes; Eurotiales; Aspergillaceae.
CGGAUUUACUUGCAACAAAGCCCGCUUAUCCAACCUCCCUUAAAGAAAGGCAAACAAACCACACUUCCGCCGGUGCCUGUCACAAUGGUGCAGUCUGACGCCGAUCUGUUCUUUGACGCAGCAAAGGCCCGGGACCACGAGCACAUGCUGUCUCUGAUCCGAUGCGGAAGAAGCAUCGAUAGAGAGGAUGCGUACGGGUUCUCCGCCCUGCACAAGGCCAUCAGCAAAGACCCUCCCGACCUGGAGGCCGUCAAGCUGCUGCUUCGUUUCGACGCAGGUCCCGGAGAGCUAGGAUUCGGUAAUGAACUGCCUCGACGGAUCACGCCUCUCCACUAUGCCGCCAUCCACGGACAUCCCGAGCUCGCCAAGAUCCUGCUGGCUGCUGGAGCCAACCCCGUGCCCCGGACCCUGGCGCAUUGGAUUACCCCGAUGGAAGAUGCGGUGCGCCACGGCCAUGUGGCAGUUCUCAGGGUGAUCAUCGAACACCACAUGGCAAAGCCAAUUGAGAAUAGACCGACCGAAGGACUGGCGGAUGCCGUCAUUAUGGGUGCCAGUGUGUGGUGUUUCGAGGCCCUGAUCAUUCUUCUGGAAUAUGGCAGGGAGAUGUCGCCGAAAAUCAUCACUCGAGACACACUCAGGCGGGCAUUCUGUGGCGCCAUAGAGCCUGGAAUUUGUGGAAUCGAUUCGGAGUCGGUCGAUAAACGCUUCAGAGAGUCCGGCGAGGACAAUUUGCUGAUCACGCUGACCUUUCUUCUCAACGCCGGCGUCAGAUUCCGUGACGAUGAACUCCAGCGCCUCCUGUAUCUGACGUGCUGUGACACGCGGUAUGAAAACACGGUGCGACUGCUGCUCACGUUCAACCCCACCAUCUGCCACUAUCACUUCUUCGGUGCCAUCGACAGUCAGAACCUCACUCUCGUCAAAGAAAUGAUGACCAGUUAUUCCAUUCUCUAUGACGGGCGUCUUGCCGUUGAAUGCGACACCGAGCCGGAUGUGGUUCAGUUCCUAUACGUCAUUUCGGAGGUGGAGCAUGCGAGACUGGGCGAGAAGUUUAGAAGCAUCCCGAUCAUUCAUUUCGCCGCCUGGGGCUUGCAGAAGGCCACCAUCCAGUAUCUUCUCGAUAACGAUAGCGAGGGCGGCGCCGUGAUUAACAGGAGAGACGAUAGUGGCCGCACUCCGCUGAUGUACGCCUUUGAUGGGACGAUCAGAAACAACUCAUACUCGCGACUCACCGUGAUCGAAUUUAUCAUUGACCACGGCGGCAGCGUGAUCCUUCAAUCGAGCAACGGCCUGACUGCGCUCCACUAUGCCGUUCAACUGGGCUGCCUCGCCAUCGUGAAUCUCAUUCUCGAGUCCGGCGCCGAUCCAGACGUCAAGGCACUCACUAACAGUGACAUGAACGUGGGACAACGGCAGCGGCCCAUCCCCGCGGCCAACUCCCCCUCUACCCGCUGUUGGACCCCAUUGCAUUGCGCUGUCCAGCAUACAAACAUUUCUGUGUUGAUCAUCCGCGCCUUGCUAGAGAACCGAGCUGACCCCGAUGUGCCUGACGCAAACGGCAUGACCCCGUUGAAUAUGAUACUUGCAGAAGGCUGGAAUACCCCUGAGUCUCGGAGGACUCGUUCUUGCGCCGCGAAGUGGCUGCUGCUGUAUGGGGCUGAUCCGGAUAUCCGGGGUAACGAUGGCAAGACAGCUCGGGACUGGGCUUCGGAGCGACGCGUUUCCUUGGAAGACCUCAUCUAUUAAUGAAGACCUGUUCUUGCAAAGGAAAUGAUGGCGUCCACUAUUUUGCCUGGGUUAGUUUGGUGCUUGUGCUUCGAAAGAUCGCCAAUGUUUCUGACAACGGAUUGUUGUGACAUCUGGUUGCAACAUUCUUUUUAUGCUGCUUUAUCG